UUGCACUUCUGAACCGGACGCCAAAGUUAACUCCUUUGGACACGUGUAGCGUUUCUCUCUCUUAAUCUCUCGCUCUCUCUAUUUUCCUCAUUAGAGCGGUUUGGGAGCCCAACACAACUCAUCACCAAACUUAAGUAACUGUAUGUGUUUCCACCCUAACCAGAAACAGAGGGCACACAACAGAAAACAUAACAAACAUUGGCUCAUCACGUGGUAAUUGUUUUAUUGUGCAUGUUGAUACCAAUUGAUUAUUGAUUCUAGAAACUUCGAUCUCUUCGCCAUGUCUACUGCUUCUAUUGCAAAUUCCUUCAUAGCUAUCAAUCCUCCCGAGCUUCGUUUCCAAUUUGAACUGGAGAAGCAAACAUUUUGUGAUCUUAAAGUUUUGAAUAAGACAGAGCAUUUCGUUGCUUUUAAGGUGAAGACCACUUCACCUAAGAAGUACUUUGUUCGACCUAACACUGGCAUUAUACAUCCAUGGGACUCAUGCAUCAUCAGAGUCACCCUCCAAGCCCAACAAGAAUAUCCUCCUGAUAUGCAAUGCAAAGAUAAGUUUCUCAUACAAAGUACAGCAGUGGAUUCAAACACUGAUGUUGAUGAGCUUCCACCAGAUACUUUUAGCAAGGAUAGUGGAAAGUUAACAGAAGAAUUGAAACUAAGAGUUGUAUAUAUCUCUCCUAACUCAUCUCAAGGAAGCAGUAGAGAUGAUACAAUGAAGAACUCCGCACAAAAACUUGAUACUUAUUCAAGUCAAGCCUUACAACAAUUGAAGGAUGAAAGAGAUGCCGCUGUCAGAGAAACGCGGCAACUGCAACAGGAACUGGACAUGCUGAAAAGGCGAAGAAAUCGUAGAAGUGAUCCGGGCUUUUCCUUCACCUUCGCUAUGUUUGUGGGCCUUAUUGGAACCUUGUUUGGUUUGCUUUUGAAACUUUCAUUGUCUUCACCACCUACACAAUGAUUUCAUACUCUUCAGAACCUUUGCAUUCCGACCCUUUGUUUUAUUAUUUAUUUAUUUAUUACUGUAAAGUUCUUUUUACUGAUGAAAUGAAUCAUUCUUUUACAUUUUUUUUAUA
This is a messenger RNA of Cicer arietinum (chickpea), 1070 nucleotides long. Its product is annotated as vesicle-associated protein 2-1-like. Gene Ontology annotation, cellular component: plasma membrane; endoplasmic reticulum membrane. Gene Ontology annotation, biological process: endoplasmic reticulum membrane organization. NCBI's taxonomy places the organism in Eukaryota, Viridiplantae, Streptophyta, Magnoliopsida, Fabales, Fabaceae. The record is from RefSeq and is a predicted model, not a curated record.